CUGCUUCCAAUGAAAGCUCAGAAAUUCCAUCCGGAACAUUUUUCCUGCUAAAAAGCUCUUUUUAGUUACUUCCAGAGUUCUGUUCCAGAAUAUUGGGGUUUCUCCAAGUCUAACCAUUAAUCAGUGAGACUGGUGCCCCCCUUUUCAUUACUUCUAUCUGGCCUUCUGAUAAACUCUUUAGAUGAGAUACACUGCAUCAAAACCAGUACCCCAACAAGGGCUUUGAGAAGUGCCUCAGAGACCUCUGUCCUUUUGGAAGUCUCUCUCCACCUAUAUCUCCACUAAAGAUGGAUCUAAAACUAAAAAAUCCUGAGUUCUGGUAUAGUCUCCAUGGCCAGGUCCCAGGGCUGCUGGACUGGGACAUGGGAAAUGAGUUCUUCCUGCCUUGCACCACAGACCAGUGCCCCUUAGCUGAGCAGACCCUUGCCAAAUACAGACUCCGAGUAAUGGAUACUCUGAAAGUACCUCAAGAGACGAGCCCCAGCCCUGGAAAAGAUGGUCCUAACUCUGAACCCAACCUGUGGAUGUGGGUGAAUCCCAACACUGUGUGCCCCCCUGGCAGCCAGGAGGCCCCAAAGCCCAGUAAGAAAAAGGAUCUGGUGAGCACACUUCCUUCCCCUCAGCUACUCCCAAAGGAUGAAGUGUCUAACUGCUCAGAGGCCACAGUGAUGGAGUCCCUGUCACCUUCCUCCAGCAAGCAGUCUCCCCUACAGAAGCGGGUCACCUCUUCCCCCGGUGACUGGGAGCUCACAGAAGAGGAGACUGAGGAACAAGAUAACUCCUCUGUGGCCCUCCAAUCCCCAAACAAAGGGGAGUGCUUCCAGAGCCAGAAGGUAUGUCAAGGCGACAGCCAGGAGAAGUCCUGGCCCCGGCCGCCCCUCAAUUAUAGUCACCUAAUUGCUCUGGCACUAAGAAACAGCCCCCCCUGUGGCCUCAAUGUGCAAGAGAUCUACAGUUUCACCCAACAGCAUUUCCCCUUUUUCUGGACAGCUCCAGAUGGCUGGAAAAGCACCAUCCGCCACAACCUUUGCUUCCUGGGCAGCUUUGAGAAGGCGCCAGUCAGCCUUCAGGAUGGGGCCAAUGCAAGGCCAAGGUCUGGCCUCUGGAGGCUUACUGAGGAGGGACACCGCCGCUUUCAGGAGGAGACUCGUGCCUUAGCCUCCACUCGGAGGGAGAGCAUUCAACAGUGCAUGAGCCAGCCAGAUGUGAUGACCUCCCUCUUUAACCUUUGAACAACCACUGCUCACUUUCUGGAACACUGCUGUCUUUACUGUGCCUACCUAUGACCUGAUUGGCCCUCAUUAAUCACUAAGCCCACCCCACCUGGUAGGUGCCAAGCCUAUAUUUAACUACUGCUACAAGAAUGGCAUUAAAUAAAGUCAGAGGUGGAUAGAGAAGACGCAAAAGCAUGGAAAGUUGCAUAAGGGCAGUGGUAGUUGUUUUACAUUUUGAGCACAGGUAGGAAAUCCUGGGAACAACAGCAUGGAAGUUGAGAGAAGAGCAUAUAUAAUGAGAAAAGGAAUUCUGUUUACUGAAGAGUAUGGUCACACAUGAAAGCAAAUGGUGGAGUAUAAAGCAUCAAAUGCAGGAUGGAGCCAGGCCUUCGAGAGUCUCAAAUGCCAUGUGAAGCUGUAUAUGCUUAAAGAGAACUGGGUUGGAUAUUCAAAGCCUGAAGAUUCAAGUGUUCCCCUUCUACCAUUCAUCAGCUAUAUCUACUUUUUCAGUGACCCAUUUUACUCUUCAGGGCCUUACUUUUCUCUUUCUGAUCCUGGACUUCUCAGCCUUGUUCUGUUGCCAUCCAACUCCAUUAUUGACAAAUAAUUCCAAGCAGCUACUUUUAGUUUGGAUAUUGAAAGCCCUUGAAUUGAGCCUAUAUUAACCCCAAGCCUUUUGAUGACAAAACUUU
Molecule: messenger RNA, 1906 nt
Organism: Hippopotamus amphibius kiboko
Lineage: Eukaryota; Metazoa; Chordata; Mammalia; Artiodactyla; Hippopotamidae
Gene: FOXR2
Product: forkhead box R2
Exons: 1
Coding region: 288-1232 (314 amino acids)
Biological process (GO): regulation of DNA-templated transcription
Cellular component (GO): nucleus
Molecular function (GO): DNA-binding transcription factor activity; sequence-specific double-stranded DNA binding
Source: RefSeq, a predicted model, not a curated record